CUGGUAGUUCUAGAUUAUAUAAUUAGAAACACAGGUAUGUCAAUGUUAUUUGAAAGACUGGUAGUUCUAGAUUAUAUAAUUAGAAACACAGAUAGGGGUAACGAUAAUUGGUUAAUUAAUUACGAACCAGCAUCAGCUGAUCAGGGGGAUGAAGAAUGGAGUAUGGUGGAGAAUCCUGAGAUUAGUAUUGCUGCUAUAGAUAAUGGUCUUGCCUUUCCUUAUAAACAUCCAGAUGAAUGGAGAGCUUAUCCGUACCACUGGGCAUGGCUACCACAAGCUAAAGUGCCGUUCUCCGAUGAAAUAAAAGAAUUAGUACUGCCUCAACUUAAUGAUGUAGAUUUUGUACAAGAUUUAUGUGAUGAUUUGUUUGAAUUAUUUAAAACUGAUAAAGGUUUUGAUAGAAGAACAUUUUUCAAGCAAAUGGCUGUGAUGAGAGGACAGAUAUUGAAUUUAUCCCAAGCAUUAAAAGACGGUAAAUCACCAGUUGAAUUGGUUCAGAUGCGAGCAGUCACUGUCGAGAGGAAUAAAGGGGGCUUUGGCCGAAUACGCAGCGAUAGCGACACCUUUACACAAAGUAUUUCUAGUCGAAAUCCAUUCUUCUCUUGGUGCUGAUGAUAACUUACAUUAGGUUUGUUUGAAUUACCUCCCUUUAAAGACAAAAUUGUCCGACUACUCCUGUUUUAAUUCAAUAAUGAAUUCGAAUAUUCCAAGAGUAAGUUUGAUUUAGUUUAGAUUUUAAUACAGAGUUGAUAUAAUAAAAUUUAUCUGAUAGUUAACUUUUGAUAAACUGACAAGGAUAUACUGGAUAAUCAUGAAUAAUGACCAGCUUAUCCAGCAGAUAAGUUUAAAACUCCACAAACACAUAUCCAGUCUGGAUUAUCCAGGUAAUGUAAAAACUUACAGGGACAGACUGGAUAAUCAUAAAUAGUGACCUGCUUAUCCACAUAAGAUAAAAACUCACAAGGAUAUACUGGAUAAUCAUGAAUGAUGACCAGCUUAUUCAGAAGAUAAGGUUAGAACUCCACACCUCAUACUGUCCCAGUCUGGAUUAUCCAGGUAACGUAAAAACUUACAAGGACAGACUGGAUAAUCAUGAAUAUUGACCUGGUUAUCCACAUAAGAUAAAAGCCCACAAGGAUAGGCUGGAUAAUCAUGAAUAAUGAUCUGGUCAUCCAGAUAAUUGAAAACUUAACAAAUACAUACUGUCUCAUUCCAGUGGUUUAGAAAUUCCCUUAGAAAAACCAGCUGGCUAAGUCAGUAGUAGGCUAAUAUCUUCCAUUAACAUUGGGAUUAUGAAUGAUUAGAUCUAAAUAUUAAAGCCACCUGCAGAUUUUGUCAUGGUCAUGAGAUGUAAACAGGGCUAGCGCUAACCCUAACCCACAAUCCUCGGCAACAAUCACGUGCCCUAACCCUGUUUACAUUUAAGUGACCUUGACAAAAUCUGCAGGUGACCUUAAUAUUUAGAUCUGACAGAUUAUAAACAUACGUUUAUAUACAUAAACGCCAUUCCCGUGUUUCCUUUUGUCAGCUACAGUUAUCUACCCUUAAUAAUAGCCAGAGUUUAUAACUAUUGUAUGAUCAACUAUGAUAAAACAGAAGGCCAAGAUAUCGAACGCCAUUCCAGUAUUUCCUUAUGACAGUCUAAAAACAAAAGUACCUUGCUUGUUAUUUCCUAAUUAUCUAGUUGAUUAAUAGUUUUAAUUAAAUGUCUAGUCAUAUGUUAAAAAAGGCAUGCUAUUAUUGAAUAAUAACUGAUGCUGAAAUUGACAAAUAAAAUAAAAAAUGAAAACAUUUUAAGAUGUUGAUACAAUUGACAUUAUCUGUGGUGUCCUAAGUCCUUACCAUGUUUUUUUUGGGUUUUUUUGUCUCAUUAGAUGGCGACGAUUUUCUUCUUUUAAAGAUGCAUUAUUUAAGAUUUAGAUAAAGAGCUGACCGUUUUUGCUAUAAUAGUUUAAAAAUAGAUAAUCAGUCCUACACACAAGCCAGGUUUUGUAAAAAUCCAGGACUAUCUUUACAUGCACAUCCUAAAACAGGCCCCUGGCAUAUAACUUUACAUAAGCUUUUAAACAGGCCCCUUGACAAUCAAUUGACAAUUGGAUCUUACUGUAUAGCAGGGUUCAACCCGAGCCUCACCAAUGUUACAGCAAAGCCUUUACAAUGCAUAUUAUAUAUAAGGGCCUGGCUAUACCCUAGAUAUAUGU
Messenger RNA from Patella vulgata (common limpet), 2201 nucleotides. RefSeq names its product phosphatidylinositol 4-kinase type 2-beta. Gene Ontology annotation, molecular function: 1-phosphatidylinositol 4-kinase activity. Gene Ontology annotation, cellular component: trans-Golgi network; endosome; plasma membrane. The transcript has 6 exons. The record is from RefSeq and is a predicted model, not a curated record. The coding region runs from base 37 to 612 and encodes 191 amino acids. Gene Ontology annotation, biological process: phosphatidylinositol phosphate biosynthetic process; endosome organization; Golgi organization. NCBI's taxonomy places the organism in Eukaryota, Metazoa, Mollusca, Gastropoda, Patellidae.